GACCAGACGGAAAGUCGUAGAGAUUUACUUUAUGGUAAGCACGCCUAAGGUGGUUAAGUCUCAUCCCGGCCACAUGUCGCUCUCUUCAUCUCCUCCUCCUUGCCUCAAGGCGUCUUUCUCCGCAUCACCCGAAUCAAAUUUCUCCGUACUUCUGAUAAUCUCUAGCUGGGACAUGUAUAUACGCAUCUCUUCCGGAGGUGUUAUCACUCACUCUCCUGAAAAAUAA
Molecule: messenger RNA, 226 nt
Organism: Eruca vesicaria subsp. sativa (arugula)
Lineage: Eukaryota; Viridiplantae; Streptophyta; Magnoliopsida; Brassicales; Brassicaceae
Source: the annotation of a GenBank genome assembly